ACAGCACAGAGGAGGAGUGGAGUCUGAAACAAAACACUCUGUGGACCAAACAGAUCUUGUUGCAUUGAAAGAACAUUUAUCUGUAAAACUUGUGUUUUCUGUAUGUUGUUUGCUUCCAGUUUGGACCUGAAAAGAUGAAUAAGGUGGUUUUGGUGACGGGAGCAAACAGUGGCAUAGGCCUGGCGUUGUGUGAGCGCCUCCUCUCCCAGGACACAGAGGGUCUGCAGCUGUGUCUGGCCUGCAGAAACAUGGGUCGGGCUCAGGCUGCUCGCUCUGCUCUCCUCACCUCUCACCCCACAGCUCAGGUGGCCCUGCUGCAGAUGGACACCAGCAGUAUCUCCUCUGUCAUCAGCGCUGCACAGGAGAUCAAACUCAGGUAUAACCGGCUAGAUUACCUCUACCUGAAUGCAGGCAUCAUGCCAAACCCACAGUUUGAUUUAAAAGGCUUUUUCAAAGGCCUCUUCUCCAGUAAAAUCAUUACCAUGUUUGCCACUGGCGAGGGGAUUCUAACACAGAAGGACGGUGUCACCUCUGAUGGCCUGCGAGAAAUUUUCGCAACCAACCUCUUUGGCCAUUUCCUACUGAUCAGGGAGCUGGAGCCAGUUCUGUGUCACGAAGGUCGGCCCUCGCAGCUGAUCUGGACCUCCUCCAGUAACGCUCACCGUUCAGCUUUUAACCUUGAAGACAUACAGCACCAGAGAGGCACCCAGCCCUACAGCUCCUCCAAAUAUGCCUCCGACCUGCUCAGCCUAGCGCUCAACACUCACUACAACAAACAGGGUUUGUACUCAUCUGUGAUUUGUCCUGGUUUUGUGAUGACCAGUCUGACCUAUGGCAUCCUGCCCUCCUUCCCAGCAUUCCUCUGGACCCUGCUAAUACCUCUCUUUUGGCUUAUAAGAAUAUUCACCAACACUUUCACCCUGACACCUUAUAAUGGAGCUGAAGCCCUGGUCUGGUUGUUUAAGCAAAAGCCUGAAUCACUGGACCCAACAGUCAAGUACCAGAGUUUAACAUCUGGGCUAGGCAACAACUACACACAAGCACGGAAGAUGGACAUUGAUCUGGAAACAUCAAAAGCUUUGUAUGAGAAAUUACUGCAACUGGAAAGUGAAGUUAGGAAGAAACUGAAGAGAAAAGUUAAAUAAUCCC
Lates calcarifer (barramundi perch) is the source of this 1149-nucleotide messenger RNA. RefSeq names its product hydroxysteroid (17-beta) dehydrogenase 7 (gene hsd17b7). The transcript is spliced from 9 exons. Gene Ontology annotation, cellular component: endoplasmic reticulum membrane. Gene Ontology annotation, biological process: cholesterol biosynthetic process. NCBI's taxonomy places the organism in Eukaryota, Metazoa, Chordata, Actinopteri, Centropomidae. The record is from RefSeq and is a predicted model, not a curated record. Gene Ontology annotation, molecular function: 3-beta-hydroxysteroid 3-dehydrogenase (NADP+) activity; 5-alpha-androstane-3-beta,17-beta-diol dehydrogenase (NADP+) activity; estradiol 17-beta-dehydrogenase [NAD(P)+] activity. The coding region runs from base 135 to 1145 and encodes 336 amino acids.